Molecule: messenger RNA, 1800 nt
Organism: Polychytrium aggregatum
Lineage: Eukaryota; Fungi; Chytridiomycota; Chytridiomycetes; Polychytriales
Exons: 8
Coding region: 89-1531 (480 amino acids)
Molecular function (GO): protein binding
Source: RefSeq, a predicted model, not a curated record
CCCACAUCUGGCUUCAUCGCUGCCCAACCACAGCUUCGACUAUCUUCCAAGCGACUCACGGCGCAACUCCCCUUGCUUCUCUCGCACAAUGCAACUAUCCCGGGUAGCAGCCAGGGUUGGCGGGUCCCGCUUCCCCAGGGCUGUGGCUCUCGACCGACACAUCGCUGCCCACGAUCCACUCAGCCUGGCAACGGCACACCGCCUUGGCGGACUCACUAUCGACGGGAGGAUCGCCGCGAGACCGUACUCGGGCCCGAGUGCAUCACCGCAGAGCACCGGUGCACCCGAGAAGGAUCAGUCUGCAAGCCAUGCCGACUUAAACUCGUCGAUGGGCGGCGUGUUCCAGAUCCCUGUUGCCAGCAGCGAGGCUCCCGAGGCCGAAUCGAUUGACAACGACGCAGACUCAUUCAACCCACAGACCAUCAACCUCAAAGUUGUUCUCCCGUCGGACUCACUCCUGGAACGCAUGCGAUCGGAAAAGUACACUUCCCUGACAGCCAAGCAGCAACGCACCAUCGCCGCGCAAGUCAAGGCCGAUCUGGUCGAUUCGAUCGCCGGCAAGGGAGCAUCGCAGUCGAUCCUCGUGGAGACAGUCAGCAAAGGAGAAAUCAAGGAUGCCCUGUUUCUUGCCAAGCUGCUGUCCAACCACUCGAAAGAGGGCCAGCCGUUAGGAUUCCAUCUGUAUCAGCGCAUCGGAGAGCUGGGUGAGAUGGAAGGCGAGUUCCGAUGUGCCCAGCUGCUGUCGACUGGAUACCAAGGCCAGAAGCGAGAUCUCUCCAGGGCGAUGGAGCAGAUCCAAUCCCUUGCGGAGCGAGGACAUGCCGUCUCGCAGUAUCUGAUGGGCGAGUCGGCCUUCAAGCGCGGCGACAGCGCCAGCGGACUGGAAUGGAUCCAAAAAUCGGCCGAUAACGGGUAUCCCACGGCCUACGUGCAGCUUGGUCAUCUGUAUCGCAGCGGCCACGGAUCCGUGCCGGUCGACCAGUCCAAGGCAUUCGAGUGUCUGAAGAAGGGAUCCGAGUUGGGUGUUGUCGAGGCCACCUAUCUACUCGGAAUCCACUACCAGAGCGGACUCGGAACCGCAGUCGAUGCCCAAAAGUCCUUCGAGUGCUUCCAAUCCGCAGCACACGCAGGUCUGUCGGCGAGCCAGCAUAAUCUCGGAGCAAUCUACUUUAGUGGCCAGCCCGAGAUCGGAGUCGAGCGAGAUCUCUGGCGCGCGAUGGAGUAUUGGAAGAUGGCCGCUACCCAGGGCUUCCAGCAGUCCCAGAUGAACCUCGGACGCCUCUAUCUCGAAGGGAGCGUCGACCAGAAGGACCCGACAAAGUCGCUCCAGCCCGACUGGGAUGAGGCACGACUGUGGUUUGACAAGGCAGCCAAGGGCGGCGAUCCAACUUUCCAAGAAGAGGCCAGACUGUUUCUGGGGAUGAUGAGCGACCAUGAGCGCUCAAAAGUUGGUGGUGCCGAAGCGGCAGCUGAACCAAGACCAGGACCAGUCACCCAGCAUCGAGACAAUCGCAGUUGCAGCGUCCAAUGAUACGAACAGUCACAGAGCCAUAAACCUGCCGCUUGGUAUAUGCGGGAAGAUAUUUCACAUGCUCUGCUUGCCGUGUGGAUGCGGAUGUGGAUGUGGAUGCAGAUGUGGAUGCGAACACGCUUUCAUACACGGCGCCCCUCCCCUGAUCCAAUAGCCACGACUGAUCUCACACACCUCAAAGUAGCGGAGGGGCAUGGCGUGGAUGUAGAACAAGCAGACGAUGGAUUUGUCACCAGCAGUCGAAACUUUCGUAUGGAUAUGCUCGCGGC